AUGGCACAAAUCAAACAACCCGUCGGACCUGAAACAACAAACUGGACGCUAAACAGUCAGGUUUCAGGAGUGGCCAUUCAACUGAGACUGCGCUUCUCUCGGUCACUGAAGCCCUGCGAAUUGCAAAAGCCCAUUCCAAAUCAUCAGUCCUCAUUCUGCUGGAUCUAUCUGCCGCGUUUGACACUGUCAAUCAUCAGAUACUCCUCUCCACUCUCAUCACUGGGCAUCGCUGGAAUUCCACUUCGCUGGUUUGAAUCCUAUCUCACUGAUGAUCCAACGGUAGCUGCAAGGAUCUCAGGUUGCCUGUCAGACAUCUCGGCAUGGAUGAAAGAACAUCACCUCCAGCUCAACCUGGCAAAGACUGAGCUUCUUGUCUUUCCUGCCGCUCCAACUCUACAGCAUGACAUCACGAUCCAGUUAGGUUCAUCAACAAUUACCCCAUCAACUUCGGUCAGAAAUCUUGGUGUAAUCUUUGAUGACCAGCUGACCUUCAAAGACCACAUUGCAAAGACUGCUCGAUCUUGCAGGUUUGCACUACACAACAUCAGAAAGAUCAGGCCCUUUCUGACGGAGCAUGCUGCACAACUUCUUGUCCAGGCCCUUGUCAUUUCUAGGCUGGACUACUGCAAUGCUCUUCUGGCUGGACUUCCAUCAAACACAGUCAAACCUCUACAAAUGAUUCAGAAUGCGGCGGCACGACUGGUCUUCAAGGAACCCAAAAGAGCCCAUGUUACACCUCUCUUUAUCUCAUUGCAUUGGCUACCAAUCGCAGCUCGCAUCAAGUUCAAGACACUGAUGCUUGCUCAUAGAACAACCACAGGCUCAGCACCCGCCUACAUGCACUCACUAUUAAGAAUCUACAUCCCCUCCAGAAGUCUGAGAUCUGCUAGUGAGCGACGCCUCGUGGUACCAUCACAAAGAGGCUCAAAAUCACUCUCCAGAACAUUCUCGCUCACCAUUCCUGGCUGGUGGAAUGAUCUUCCCACCCAUAUUCGGAGUACUGGAUCCCUGUCAAUCUUCAAGCAACAGCUGAAAACUCAUCUCUUUCGACACUACUUGACUUCAACCUACACAUAAAAAAAAAAAAAAAAAAAAUCUUUCUCCUUACUUAUUCCUUCCCUUGCUAGCUUGUACUUAUUUAAACAAUGCCUGAGACUUGGUGUUACAAGCACUUCCUUUGUCGAAUUGCCUCUUCAAGAUGAAUCGCUUCAUGUGUUCCCCAAAUUGUAAGUCGCUUUGGAUAAAAGCGUCUGCAAAAUGACUAAAUGUAAAUGUAAAUGUAAAAUGGAAGAAGCUAAACAUGACUGUCAAUCUCCCUCGGACUGGGGCUCCAUGCAAGAUCUCACCUCGUGGGGUCUCAAUGAUCCUAAGAAAGGUGAGAAAUCAGCCCAGAACUACAUGGGAGGAGCUGGUCAAUGACCUGAAAAGAGCUGGGACCACCAUUUCCAAGGUUACUGUUGGUAAUACACUAAGACGUCAUGGUUUGAAAUCAUGCAUGGCACGGAAGGUUCCCCUGCUUAAACCAGCACAUGUCCAGGCCCGACUUAAGUUUGCCAAUGACCAUUUGGAUGAUCCAGAGGAGUCAUGGGAGAAAGUCAUGUGGUCAGAUGAGACCAAAAUAGAACUUUUUGGUCAUAAUUCCACUAAACGUGUUUGGAGGAAGAAGAACGAUGAGUACCAUCCCAAGAACACCAUCCCUACUGUGAAGCAUGGGGGUGGUAGCAUCAUGCUUUGGGGGUGUUUUUCUGCACAUGGGACAAGGCGACUGCACUGUAUUAAGGAGAGGAUGACCGGGGCCAUGUAUUGCGAGAUUUUGGGGAACAACCUCCUUCCCUCAGUUAGAGCAUUGAAGAUGGGUCGAGGCUGGGUCUUCCAACAUGACAAUGACCCGAAGCACACAGCCAGGAUAACCAAGGAGUGGCUCUGUAAGAAGCAUAUCAAGGUUCUGGCGUGGCCUAGCCAGUCUCCAGACCUAAACCCAAUAGAGAAUCUUUGGAGGGAGCUCAAACUCCGUGUUUCUCAGCGACAGGCCAGAAUCCUGACUGAUCUAGAGAAGAUCUGUGUGGAGGAGUGGGCCAAAAUCCCUCCUGCAGUGUGUGCAAACCUGGUGAAAAACUACAGGAAACGUUUGACCUCUGUAAUUGCAAACAAAGGCUACUGUACCAAAUAUUAACAUUGAUUUUCUCAGGUGUUCAAAUACUUAUUUGCAGCUGUAUCAUACAAAUAAAUAGUUAAA
This is a messenger RNA of Onychostoma macrolepis, 2236 nucleotides long. RefSeq lists its product as uncharacterized. The record is from RefSeq and is a predicted model, not a curated record. Bases 1 to 1077 code for a protein of 358 amino acids. Lineage: Eukaryota; Metazoa; Chordata; Actinopteri; Cypriniformes; Cyprinidae. The transcript has 3 exons.